This is a messenger RNA of Trichoplusia ni (cabbage looper), 1407 nucleotides long. RefSeq names its product autophagy protein 5 (gene Atg5). NCBI's taxonomy places the organism in Eukaryota, Metazoa, Arthropoda, Insecta, Lepidoptera, Noctuidae. The coding region runs from base 139 to 933 and encodes 264 amino acids. Gene Ontology annotation, cellular component: phagophore assembly site membrane; Atg12-Atg5-Atg16 complex; cytoplasm. The transcript is spliced from 5 exons. Gene Ontology annotation, biological process: autophagosome assembly; C-terminal protein lipidation; nucleophagy. The record is from RefSeq and is a predicted model, not a curated record.
UAUUGACAAUUUGUAAAAAGUCAAAACAUACCUCUCUUCUUUCUGCUCAUAGCCGAUAUUCGAAAGAAAUAAAUAGUUUACAUCUAAAGUUAUUAAUUCUUAGUAGAAUUUGCCUUUGGACAUAAUUAGUGCUUCGUCAUGGCCAACGACAGAGAGGUUCUCCGAGAAAUAUGGGAUGGGAAGCUACCUAUUUGUUUUCAACUGGCCCAAGAAGAAAUUAUGGAAAUCCAACAACCUGAUCCAUUUUAUGUGAUGGUUCCUAGACUGAGCUACUUCCCACUUGUUACUGAUAAGAUGAAAAGGCACUUCUUACGCUACAUAUCUCAAGAAAAUGCUGAUAAUGAAAUGUGGUUGGACUAUAAUGGGCAGCCACUCAAAUGGCAUUAUCCUAUUGGUUUCCUAUAUGAUCUUUUUUGUGGGAAUGACCCACAACUGCCCUGGCUGCUGACUGUGCACUUUACCAAAUUUCCAGAAGAGAUCCUACUUCAUUGCCCUAACAAAGAUGUUGUUGAAGCACACUUUAUGUCUACAGUCAAAGAGGCAGAUGUUCUAAAACAUAGAGGCCAAGUUAUGUCUACUAUGCAGAAAAAGGAUCACAACCAGUUAUGGCUUGGACUGCAAAAUGACAAAUUUGAUCAAUUUUGGGCUAUCAACAGGCGCCUGAUGGAAUCUCAUGGAGAAAAUGAAGGAUUCAAACAUAUUCCUAUAAAGUUAUAUUCUGAUGAUGGCACAUGCAGCCAGCGUCUGGUGUGUCCCAAAAAUAAUGAUGGCAGUCGCAAAACAUUGCUACAGAUGACUACAGAACUGUAUCCAGAAAAAUGUGAUGUUCAAUUGAGAACACAUGGGAUAGUUAUUCCGUCUGACACACCACUACAAUGGCUCUCAGAGCAUCUGAGUUAUCCAGACAAUUUCCUUCACUUGUGUGUGUUUUAAAUCCCUAGUACUUGACACCAAAGUAUAUAAGUUAGAAGUAUUUAAGUAAGAAGAAACAAUAAAACAACUAAAUAAACAAUGCAAUUUAAUGGUAAUCCAUUCAGACAAUGUGGUGUUUAAAUAAUCAAAACAGUAUGAUAAAUGACUAGAUUUGGUUUUGUGAUGUUGUAUAACAAAAUCAACCUUAUCAUUCUAGUCUUAGAGACGAUUGUGGAAUAUUGUGGAAUAAAUCUGUUGAAAGAUUAAUAACAACAAAAAUCUAUUAAACCUUCAUAGACAUAACUGGCUCAGAUACCAAACCUCCUGUGUGUAUUUUACAUUGCACCUUGACAUUGUUUAAAUGUAGGAAAAACCAUUUUAAGUGGAAAAGAAAACAAAAUCAUUUUAACAUAGAGAGAACAUUCCUUAUAAAUUAAGUGCAGGUAUCUUAUCAAUACUAAGUAUUAUUUACAAAAAAAUAUAUUUUAAGCUCAC